This is a messenger RNA of Aspergillus wentii DTO 134E9, 3029 nucleotides long. RefSeq lists its product as uncharacterized. Bases 123 to 2663 code for a protein of 846 amino acids. The record is from RefSeq and is a predicted model, not a curated record. NCBI's taxonomy places the organism in Eukaryota, Fungi, Ascomycota, Eurotiomycetes, Eurotiales, Aspergillaceae. The transcript has 5 exons.
UGCACUGAUUCUGACACACAAGCAUAGCCUGAUGACUUACUAUUACUUUCCAUCCUAGCAUUUGAGAAUGCCUUCUUCUUCCCAACAUAUUCAAUCUUGGUAAUGUCAUUCUUGCAGCUUCCAUGGCGCCCACGGGAUCGCGCAAGACAAUAAAUCCUAGCCCGCCAUCGAGCAAUGGGGGUUCGCCCGCAUCAGGCAGAGACCGUUCGACUUCGACUUCGCGGAAGCAAGGAAGUGGAGCAAACUGGUAUCCUGGUACCUGGCCGGCCGUCUCAAGAGCAUCUAAAGCGGCUCCUGUUACCGAGGUUGCCCGCGAGAGCAUCUCAGUUGCUAAAAAUGUAGCAUCUAACGUCACAUCCUCCUCGACCUCCCUUCUCGAUUCCUCAAGACAACAUCGAAAUCCUUCUCUCCAACUGACAAGAAAACAAGGCGCAUCGACCAGAUCUCUCCCCGCGAACGCCACAACGACUUGCAUUAACAUUGCCUCGGACGGUUCUUUAUCUACCCCUGUAGCGGACACCCCAUUGGAAUCCCCUGGUCCAACAACACAACAAAAGGAUAAGGAAGAGCCUCACGAUAAGGGUAUCGGUUUUGUGGAUGAAGGUGUGAAAAAAGACCCGAACAAUACGGCUGAGACCGCAACUUCGGAUGUAGGUGUUCACACCGCGAAACCGGACAAUACCCCAGCGCUUGCAAAUCAGACUGGGGGAUGGCUUUCAUGGCUCUACGGAUCAUAUGCAACCGAGAACAGCACCCCGAAUGAUUCAACGCCAGUGAAGCCUCCGACAGACCCGUGCGACGAGGAUCAGACGCCGAAGGCAGACGACACUGAAACAGACAACAAGGGCCCAGAAGAGCAAGACAAGGCUGCCGAAGACACCAAUACAACAGGAAAUACAGAGACCACCGAGAUUACUGAAGUUCCCGCACCACCGCAGAGUCGAUCUUGGCUCCAAAUGUGGUACGGUUCGUCGUCAUCGUCCAAGGGGCCAGAGCACCCACCAAAGGAAAUACCCAAAAAAGAGGAGCCCACGGAUCCUCCCACAGCAGAUGAUACAGCAAUUCCAUCUGCCGAUACGGUACCAAAAUCGAACGAAGAGACCGAGAGGCCCGCAGAAGCAGGUGACCUUCCUAAGGCACCUGCCGAGAGCGCCAAAUCUUCCACCUGGUCAUUUUGGUUCAGAGAUACCAAAGGUUCUUCGGGGGGGAAAACACAAGAUGCAGAGUCUGUUGAAGCUCCAAUGGCUCAUGAUUCGCUAUCAAAACCGCCAACCAGUGAUCUAGAACCAGACUCAGACCAAAGAGUGGAGAUUACGAAGAAAGGAAGCGUCAAAAUCAAACCAUCCAAAGGACAUGUAGAAUCUGCGGUUGCCUUUGGGCCGGCUGCUCCCGAAUUGGAGGCCCAUCCCCCAGAAGCAGUACCGCCUAAGAUCCCUGAAGCUGCUUCCAAACAGUUACAGAAGAUCUUGCCCAACCAGGUCUUACCGCGUUUCGAGGAUACCUUUGCCCUGCAAGAGACACCUUCUUUUCUGCAGACUAUUGGGCGCUUCUUGCAUUAUAGCAAGGAACCAAGUAACAAGCACGUAUAUAUGAUCAAGGACCCUCCUCAUAUCCGGAAGGCUUUGGCUAUUGGAGUACACGGUUACUUUCCCGCUCCGUUGAUCCGGAGUGUCCUUGGUCAGCCAACAGGAACAUCCAUAAGGUUCUCAGGCAUGGCGGCCGACGCAAUUCGGAAAUGGACAGAGUCCCGCGGAUACAAAUGCGACAUUGAAAAGAUAGCCUUGGAAGGUGAAGGCCGAAUUUCUGACCGUGUGGACCUACUGUGGAAGCUACUCCUAAACUGGAUGGAUGAUAUAAGAAAAGCAGAUUUCAUCAUGGUUGCAUGCCACAGUCAGGGAGUUCCUGUGGCAAUCAUGCUGGUUGCCAAACUGAUAUCGUUUGGCUGUUUAAGUGCUGCUCGGGUUGGCAUCUGCGCAAUGGCUGGCGUUAACCAGGGUCCAUUUACAGACUACAGAUCUCGAUGGAUCAGUGGCUCUGCAGGGGAACUUUUUGAGUUCGCACUGCCCUACAGCCAGGUUUCGAAAGAUUAUGAAGCCGCACUGAAGAGCGCUCUAAAUUUCGGGGUUCGAAUCUCCUAUGUGGGAAGCAUUGAUGACCAGCUGGUUUCUCUUGAGUCAUCGCUGUUCUCUCCAAUAAGCCACCCUUACAUCUAUCGAGCAGUCUUCGUCGAUGGUCGUGUCCAUGCCCCAAGCUUCCUUUCGCAUUUGGUCGGGUUUGCCCUUAAACUACGAAACCUCGGAAUCUCAGACCAUGGCCUCAUUCGGGAGCUGAGCUCCCCACUCGCGGGCAGCCUCUACUCUGGAGAGGGACAUUCUCGACUAUACGACGAUGAAGCUGUUUACUCUCUUGCCAUUGAAUUUGCACUAGAAACGUCGAACGUCAACAGCCCAACCCUUGAUAUCAAGAGACCCCUCCCCUCUUCAGCUGCAAACCCUUAUAUCCUCCCAUUUGCCAUGCGAGGUCUUCUCGAAGAAGAAUACGUCAGGAAUGAGCUCUAUGAAGAGACGGUGGAACUAUUGAGGCAAUUCGAUAACUGGAAGCCGGCUAGCAAGGUGCUGAAGGACGUCAAGUUCCGGUUAGAAGGAAUCCGGUCAAAACUUUGAUCGUAUUCAUGCCAUCGCUCGAUGCGUCGUCAUGGCUACUGUACAUUGUUUCUCAGUGGACCAGUUGUUGGAUACCUUAGAUUCUCUUGCUGAUUUUCCCAUUCUUCAUGCUUUCUGAAAACAAAGGUGUUUUAAAGUAGAAAAAUGAAAUCUGCAACAUGCACAUAGAAGGGUAUAUUCAAACAUUGAUAGAGUCCUCAUACCGUUUAUCUACCCACCAUACUCAAUAAUUACAAGUAUAAAUACAUGAAAGGAAAAAAAAAAGAGGGGGGGCGGGGUAGAAUCAUAGAAAACAGGAAAGAAAAAAAAAAAAAAUCAUAAAUAAACACCUCUAAUUAUCUCUGCUCCAUUUCUCCCAGCACCACC